AUGUCAAUCUCAGCCACAACCAUUCUAGUUAACUCACAGGAUACUCUAAUUACCAUUAAAGUUGCAACCCAACUCCCUCACAAAUUAACUACCGUUAAUUAUCUCUCAUGGCGUGCUCAGUUCUAUGCUCUUUUAAUUGGUCUUGAUCUCACUGGAUACAUUGAUGACAAAAUACCUUGUCUGCCAUCUACCUUGACAACUGGAGAAACCAUAUCUCCUAAUCCUGCUCAUUUUCUUUGGCUUCGCCAAGAUAGUCUUCUUUUUCAUGCUAUUUUAGCAUCAGUUUCUGAAUCUUUGGUUUCACUCAUUUCGUCUUCAAAAACAUCCAGUGAAGCUUGGAAUAAUUUAGCACUAUAUUUUGCUAAUAAAUCUUGUUCUCGUGUUAUGCAUCUCAAAGAAAAAUUUUGUGAAUUAACUGCUACUAUUAGAACAUGCGAAAAUCUGAUCGCUUUUGAAGAACUUCAUGAAAAACUUUUGGACUUUGAUAGCCUUUUUAAAAAAGAAGCCUCAUCUGAACUUUCAAUCAUCACUGCUAAUGUUCAAUAUCAAUUCUGUGAUCGGUUUGGUCACACAGCCAAGAAUUGUUUCAAAAUAACCAAGAACGCUCGUGUUCCAUAUGCUAAUGCAACAAUAGCUUCAAAUGCAAGCUCCUCUCCUUGGCUUGCUGAUUCUGCUGCUUCACACCAUGUUACCAGUGAUUUUAGUAACUUGUCAGUUUACUCUGAAUAUAUAGGACCAGAUGAAAUUCUUAUCGAUGAUGGCUCAGGUGAAGGAUCUCAAUACGGUGGCUUCACUCAUUCAAGGCAAGAAUAA
Messenger RNA from Manihot esculenta (cassava), 813 nucleotides. Its product is annotated as retrovirus-related Pol polyprotein from transposon RE2. The record is from RefSeq and is a predicted model, not a curated record. Lineage: Eukaryota; Viridiplantae; Streptophyta; Magnoliopsida; Malpighiales; Euphorbiaceae. The transcript is spliced from 4 exons. The coding region runs from base 1 to 813 and encodes 270 amino acids.